UUCCCAGUCUCCAUUCUACUGUCCGCCGUGCUGCUCCGCAGUCCGCAGCUCCACUCAUUCACAUACAUUUUAAUUACUACCCACUCACAUCCCGCAAUGUCAGCCGCCAGCACUGAGACCAGUGCCCCACUGCCCACCGCAGGCAGCCGGGUCUUCUUCCAGGCUGCGCCCGGGGUGGGCUGCGCGGGGACCGGCCCCAUAACCAGGGACGACCCCGUCCAGAAGAAACAGGGCAAAGUGACGGUGAAGUACGAUAGAAAGGAGCUGCGGAAAAGACUGGUCCUGGAGGAGUGGAUCAUUGAGCAGCUCAGCGAGUUGUACGACUGCGAGGAGGAGGAGAUGCCCGAGGUUGAGAUCGACAUCGAUGACCUGCUGGAGGUCAGCAGUGAAGAUGAGAGAGCCAGCAAGCUGCAGGAAUCACUAAUAGACUGCUACAAGCCAACAGAGGACUUUGUGCGUGAGUUGCUGGGCAGGAUAAGGGGGAUGAGGAAACUCAGUGCGCCGACCAAGAAAGGCCUAUAAUGGCUGUAGUGUGGACCACCAAGCAGCCAUGAUGCCAUCCAAACUCCACCACUCAACAUGGACUGUCAUCACACUCAUCACAGCAUCGGAGCAUUAGCAAACAUUGUGCAACCUGCAAAUACUUAGCAUAAAAUCAGCAUUGCAUAUAGCACAAAUCAUGAGUCUCACAAACAGGUUACAUAGGUCAGCGUGUGUCACAACACACCAGACAUGUUUCACCACUGCAAUACAACACUAAUCAUAGCAAUGCUUUCACAUUCAUACAAUGUAAUUCAACAUUUUAGAGCCAUGUUACGACCUUUCAAGCUGAUGCUAUAAAACCAACAGCCAUACAAACAAAAACAUCAGUCAAAUGGACGUCUCCAAAGGGAGGGGUAAUAAAAAAAAGAAAAGAAAAGUUUGUACUAGCUGUGAUAUUAGUUGUAGCACUACCUACACACAGUGCUUCUUGGAUUUGACUUUUUUUUUUUUUUUUUUUUUACUGCGAAGUUUUGGUUUCACCUCUUUUGACAAUUUAUAUUGCCAUAUAUCACUUGUGUAGUUCUUCAAGUAGUUUAGUAUCUAGUGAAAUAUGCUCUUCAGCAGUUUUUCCCCCUUACUCCUUCAGUGUUUGCUGAUCAGACUGAGCUCUGUAGUUUCAUUUUGAUAAAGAUCAUUCAAAAUUGUAGAGCUUUAGCACACCGAUCCCUCCUCUUGUGGUGUGGAAACUCUGAAGAGUGUCCCCGUUCACUCACUGCUCCAGAAGCACUUUUCACCAAAGCAAGGCAUGAUGGGUGUUGCAGUUCUCUUGAUUGCAAAACCUGUAUGAUUGGCAGCCUUUAGCUUAUUACGUCCAUUGUUCUCCAUUCAUUUUUUUUCAUCAGGAUUACAUGUCAGUCAGUUGUUUAGGUUUUUGGUGAGCUUCAAGCACAAAAGCCCACACUUUUUUUAGUUGUUUGUCAAACCCUGGCUCACUUACUGUAUGUCUGCUAACUUGCCUCUCUAAUAGUGGAUGACGUUGCCUUGAAGGACAUUCAGCAUUAGUUCAACAUUUUUUUCCCAGGACUGAAACUUAACUACUGACAACCUAAAGGCAAUUAAGGCAACCUGAGCCUCUGGCACUUAAAAGGUGUCAGCCACCCAACCAGGUUCUACAGGAUGGAGAUGAGUGCCAAACUAGGAGUGCUGCAUCCUAAAUGUCAAAGGUCAUGGAGGCAUUAGUGUGACACAUUUUCACAGAGAUUGUUUGUAAUGUUUGUGAAUCAUCUUCAAGUGGACACAGAACUCUAGGAGGUGGAAAAGAAUAGUGUUCAGCUUUCCCAGGUUGCAUAGAUGAAGCUCUUUUAUUGCAUAAGAUCAGAUUGACGAGGUGGAUUCAGUUAUUUAUUGUUGCACCGACACACUCAACACCUGUAAGCUCUGGUACAAUCAUGACUCUGUAAUGGGGUUGGGCCCAGCUCCAUUUCUGUGCAGUCAGUCCUGAACUGACUAAACAGGAAUGGAACCGAUCUAAACCUGCUGUGUAAUAUACCCUCAGCUGCCAAAGACAAAAGCAGGGCAAUGUUUGAUUAAAUAUAACACUCAUAAAGCACUGGUCUUGCAUGCUAACAACAGAUAAAACAUUGAUUGAGAGUAUAGAUAUUAUGAACUUAUAAUCAAGCAAAAAAAAAAAAAAAAUACUUUUUUGACUUAGCUACCAUGUAUGACUUUGUAGAACCUUUGUGUUAAAACAACGUGCCUGCCACGUUGGAGAGAAACCAGGAAAUUUUAAAAAAUGGUGCUGUUUUGUUGUUCUUCCCAGGUUUUUGGUUGUAUAAAGGCAUCUUUGCUGUCUGUCGAUGCCAGAGAUAAGUGUGUGUGUAUAACUUUGUCUUUACUGCUGCAGAUAUACAGAGAUGCAUCUUUGUAAUCUAAAGUGGCUUCCUCUUUGCAUCUUAUUUGCUUGAUCUGAGCGGAGCUGGGUGAAUGUCACACACUGAGCAAGGCUUGAUUUGUUCAGGAAGGUCAUGUCUUUUUCUCCUGGAUCGGUGAGGUGCACAGAAAAGUAGGAGAGGAAGCCAUUAUAGGUGACUGAGAUGCAUACAAGAUCUACUGGCAUCCGUGUCAAGGCACUCAGUGGGAUUUUCUCUGUCGAGAGACUGUUCAGGGGCAAUAGGCUGAUAUUUUAUAAUUUAUGGAAUUUCAUGAGUACAUGGAGAGUAUUUCAAAAGUGUCCAUAUUAGAAAGCUUUAUGUUUGCAUGUGUUUUUAAAGUAGCAUGUUUAGGGGAACAUUUUUGUUGGCCCAAAGGUUUUUAUUUAAUGAAAUAAAGAAUUUCCUUUUUAUAACUUAUUACUAUUAUUACUAAAAUAGUAUGUUUUUCUUCUGUAGUUUUGUUGUUUUUCUGUACAUCCACUACAAGUGUUUUCAUUUAUAAAAUGUAAUGUGUGUGGUCUUGUUUUUGCUGAUAAUAAAAUUGCAGAAUGACUCUGUACUGUUUCAA
This is a messenger RNA of Myripristis murdjan (pinecone soldierfish), 2982 nucleotides long. It is a transcript of the gene ppp1r14c, whose product is annotated as protein phosphatase 1, regulatory (inhibitor) subunit 14C. The coding region runs from base 97 to 522 and encodes 141 amino acids. NCBI's taxonomy places the organism in Eukaryota, Metazoa, Chordata, Actinopteri, Holocentriformes, Holocentridae. Gene Ontology annotation, cellular component: cytoplasm. The transcript is spliced from 4 exons. The record is from RefSeq and is a predicted model, not a curated record. Gene Ontology annotation, biological process: regulation of phosphorylation. Gene Ontology annotation, molecular function: protein serine/threonine phosphatase inhibitor activity.